AUGGCAGAUUCUGCUAAUCAGCGUUGUGUUGUAUUUGUCGGGAAUUUACCUUUUCACGCCAGUGAAGAAGAGGUUACAAAAAAGUGCGAGGAAGUUGGCCCUGUUGUUUCUUUUCGAUUAAUGCGUGAUAAAGAAACUGGGAAACGAAAGGGAUAUGGAUUUUGUGAGUACAGGGAUGAAGAGACAGCAACGAGUGCAAUUCGAAAUCUUAAUGGGGAAGAUUUGGGAGGAAGAAAAUUACGAGUUAAUUUUGCAGAUAAUGAUAAAAAUUAUGACAGAAAUCGGAAAAAUAGGAGUAACAAUAAUAAUCAGGAUCAGUUUGGAUUUGGAAGUGACCCUUUGACAGAAUAUUUGGCUAAAAUUCCUAGGGAAAAAUUGAUUGAGAUUGUGUCUGAUAUGAAGAAAUUGGCCGCAGAAAAUAAGGAGCAAGCUCGUCAGCUUUUACAUGCAUGCCCUGCUUUGCCUAAAGCUAUUUACCAAGUACAGGUGAUGCUAGGAAUUGUACCUCCUCAAAUGGUGCAGAUGCAGUUGCCAAACUCUGCUGCUGCUGCAAUUCCUCAAUUUGCUGCAGAAAGUAAAGGUUUGGAUCAGUCCCAAUUGCGUGUGGAGUCAAUAGACUCUACACAAUCUGGAACCAGUUUCUUGAAUGAUGAUCAUCCCUCCAAAUGCGUAAAGUUGAACGAUGGAAGGGCUGUAUCUUCCUCCAGAGACGAAGGCUCUCAGGACAGUUUGUUGAAUAAUGUUCGUCCAUUAGAGAGUGCAAAACUAAGUGGUGGAAUGGCUGCAUCUUCAUCCACAGACGGAGGAGGAUCAGCCUGUGAUAGCAUAGUUGGUAAGUUGCACAUUUCAGCCGAGGAAGAAUCUUAUCUGUUGCAGCAAGUGAAGAAUCUUACGCCUGAGCAAAUUAGUUCGCUGCCUCCUGAACAGCAACAACAGGUGAUUCAACUCCAGCAAAUGCUAAUUCAGCAGACGUACUCGGCGGCCUAA
This is a messenger RNA of Coffea eugenioides, 987 nucleotides long. RefSeq names its product cleavage stimulating factor 64-like. Gene Ontology annotation, biological process: mRNA 3'-end processing. The record is from RefSeq and is a predicted model, not a curated record. The coding region runs from base 1 to 987 and encodes 328 amino acids. Gene Ontology annotation, cellular component: mRNA cleavage and polyadenylation specificity factor complex. Gene Ontology annotation, molecular function: mRNA binding. The transcript has a single exon. Lineage: Eukaryota; Viridiplantae; Streptophyta; Magnoliopsida; Gentianales; Rubiaceae.